CCAUCGGAUCCCUACUCAAUCUACCGCUCUCUCAUUUUUGUUCUUGUUAUUUCUUCCUUGAUCUUCUUCAUAACUAGCAAUAUAUAUAGUUUUUAGUUAUAUUGAUCGAUCAAUCCCUCUCCCUCUCAUUAAUUUGAUUUGCUCUUUUUUGGGUAUUCCAACAUAUAUAUUCACCCGACAGCUAGAAUAUUAAUCCUUCGUCUCAACAGUUGACGCCUAGGGAAAACAUAUGGGAUCGGAGUCUCCUUCUGCUCAAUACAUCCACAUGGUACAACACCUAAUAGAACAGUGCAUAGUAUUCAACAUGAGUAAAGAGGAAUGCAUGGAAGCUCUAGAAAAGCAUGCAAAUAUCAAGCCAGUCAUUACUUCCACAGUGUGGAAGGAACUAAAGAAAGAGAACAAGGAGUUCUUCGAGGCUUAUGCGAAGAAGAGAGAAGAGGGAAGAUUCGACUCGGAUGGCGAAUCAAGCCAACGGCAAAGAAUACACGAUAUAGUAUCGGAGUCCACGAGGAAAAAUAGCAAUGACGAUGAUAAGUCAUGAAUGAUUGGUACUAGAACUUUGUGAUUUCGACAACGAUGUCUCAAGCAUUUGUUUUGUUGCAUCACAUGUAUCUGUAAUAUGCUUUUUAUACUAAAAUCAUUUCAACACCUGUUUUGUUGCUUCACGUGUAAUGUGUAAAAUCUAGUACUCCUACUAUUUUAUAUUAAAAUUAUUUUCUUCA
Molecule: messenger RNA, 722 nt
Organism: Salvia hispanica
Lineage: Eukaryota; Viridiplantae; Streptophyta; Magnoliopsida; Lamiales; Lamiaceae
Source: RefSeq, a predicted model, not a curated record